Molecule: messenger RNA, 1316 nt
Organism: Ambispora leptoticha
Lineage: Eukaryota; Fungi; Glomeromycota; Glomeromycetes; Archaeosporales; Ambisporaceae
Source: the annotation of a GenBank genome assembly
UUCAAGAUAUUAGUGCCCAAGUUCUUGAUGCUUUUGAGAAAAGUCCUAGGGUGAUGCUCCCUGAAGUUAACGGACUUGCCGACUUCCUUGAAAAGCCUAUCCCAGACAGUAUGAAGAUACCUCUUCUACAACAUGAAUAUGAUAGUUUUUUGAUUCGAAACAUGGAAGACAUGUGCACAUCAGAAGACCUCAAUAUUUUAUUCCGGGUCAGCGAAACCGAGAAUGCUUAUGGAUUCACUUCUAAGAUGAUUGGCCCGCUAAUUUGGAACGAUCCACCUUCACGAGAGAAAACUGAGUAUUCCUAUGUCUCGUUUUGGGAUGCCAACAUCAGAUUCCCUCUGGAGCUCUUUAUUCCCGACGGCACUUCUAUCCGAAACUCCUCACAGCAUAUGGGUAUCUUUAGCAAAUGGCCUAACUUUGGUUUUAUCCUUAAUCAUGUUUGUCUGUUUAGAGGGGAGGAAAAAUCAUCCAUCAAUGAUGAAGAUGCAAAAGCCGAACUCCGGGACAAACUUUAUUGGAUCUACGAUCCAGCUCCGUAUGUUUUAGGCUACUAUGCCAAUAGAUCAGAUGUGACAUUUGUUGCCAUUUGCCGGCCUCUGCAUGGCUACAAUCCAGAUGUGAUUAACAUUGUGAAAUCAAACUUAAAUCGAAGAAGGGGUCGUAUCCUUAACCUGCGACGAAUGAUUAAUUUAAGUAUUCUAAUCAAGUCACUUCAGGAUGUGAUCGGAUGGCAUGAAUCACCCGAAUUCCGACCUAUUAUUAGAAAGAGGCAGACCAUCAUAGUGUGCGCUAAAAACAUUAAAAAAACCUUCACAAAUCGUACAGAAUCUGAUGAGCGAGUUGAAAAGCUCAGGAAUUUAGGUGUGGUGUAUCUUGGUCCGAAAGGAAUGAGUGUAAAACCAAAGAAUCAGAAGGAACUCCUUGAAGCUGUUGUCUGUAUUCUCGAGGCGCUUGUGGCUAUGCAUGGUGGUGACGAUCCUAUCUUCCAUCAGGAUAUCCGAUGGCCCAACAUUAUUCGACUACCAGGUGCAUCUAAUGAACCGUCAAAAUGGAUUCUUAUAGACUGGGAUGAAGCUGACGGACCUCCGACCCAACCAGCAACUCAUCUCGCAACAGAAAAUCAUGCUCCAGAAGUGUUCCAGAAGGAUCACCACGGGGAAGUUGAUAUCUGGAGUGUAGGGGAACUAAUAACUGCAGCAAGUAAAUGGAUUUUUGGACUUUCAUCGAAUCUUAUUGAAUUUGGGAAAGAAUUGCAAAGCGAUAAUAGGCCAACUGCUCAGAAUGCUUUGGAAAAGCUUAAAUCUUUUUUGAAAUGA